This is a messenger RNA of Pseudozyma flocculosa PF-1, 1824 nucleotides long. RefSeq lists its product as uncharacterized. The record is from RefSeq and is a predicted model, not a curated record. Gene Ontology annotation, molecular function: phosphoric diester hydrolase activity. Gene Ontology annotation, biological process: lipid metabolic process. Bases 1 to 1824 code for a protein of 607 amino acids. The transcript has a single exon. NCBI's taxonomy places the organism in Eukaryota, Fungi, Basidiomycota, Ustilaginomycetes, Ustilaginales, Ustilaginaceae.
AUGCCCAUAAUGUCCCGCACCGCCUUCCUGACGGCUCAGCUGCUUGUGUCGUGCGAGUGGACCAUGCCUCCACAUCCAACAGGCGACCUCGCUGCGUUUCAGGGCCCGCGCUCGCGGCUGCUUGGCAUGCUCUUGCAAGCUUGCUUGCUUGCUUCCCGCUCGGCUACGAACGUCCCGACGCGGACCUCCUUGGUCGUCGACCUGGCAGAUGCUCCGCACCACCUCCUCCGCCACGGUGACCGAGGCGGUUCCAGACAUGGCGAUCACGACCUCGAUCAGUGCCACUGCUGUUGCUACCACGGCGACAACGACGGCGACAACGACGACGACAACAACGACGACGACGACAUGCCCACCACGCCCCUUCUCGCAGAUCCUGCGGCGCCCGGUCGACGCGGGACGGCAACUUCUUCGAUAGAGUCGAGCGUGGUCGUCUACAACCGCACCUCGCUCGCGGUACAGGUCUCUGCGUCUGCUGAUGGUGACGAAUCGCGGACGGCGACGACGGCCAGGCCGCGACAGAAGGUCAGCAUCCCAGCCGUCCUCGACAUUGCUGCUGCGGGCCGGGCAGCGUUGCGUCUCGUCCUUCAAGCCGGAUCACAGCGCUUUGCUGCUUCGGUCUUUACGUCCAGUAGAGUGCGCACCGCGGCGGCGGCGGCGGCGGCGGCGGACGCCAAAGAUGUUGGUCAAGGUGGCGCAGCGGGCGACUCGCCGUCCUGGUCCCUCCUCUCCUUGGGACCGGUCGAUGUCGUCGAAAAGGGCGUGGCAAGGUCCCCGCCGUUUCUCGCCUAUGCCUCUUCGCCGUCACCCUCCCAGCCCUUCUCGCUCCUGCUGCUCCCCUCGGCGGACCUUUGCAACUUCCUCGCCCGUCUCCCCUCGUCCCUGCUCCUCUCAGCACUCACGCUGCCGGGGACACACGAGUCGGCGGCGCGGUACGGCUGGCCGAUUUCGACGUGCCAGUCGUCCGCCUACACGAUCCGGGAGCAGCUGCAACGCGGCAUCCGCUUCCUCGACAUCCGACUCUCCCUCAAGGGGGGCCGGCUGCUGGCCUACCACGGCGUGUCGGACCAGAAGAUCGACUUUGCCUCGAUCCUCGACGACACCUACGCGUUCCUCGAGGCCAAUGCGGGCGAGACGGUCGUGAUGAGCGUCAAGCAGGAAAACGACUUGCCCGGGUUCAAGGAGACGGUGCUGCGCGACCACCUCGGACUCGAGGACGACAACGAAAGGAGGACGGGGGCAGAUCGACGGUGGUACCUCGAUGCGCGCAUCCCGACGCUGGGCGAGGUGCGCGGCAAGGUGGUCCUCAUCAGCCGCUUUGGCACGUCUCGAGAGCAGCCGGGCGGGAUCCACCCGCCCAUCUGGCCCAACUCGUCCCCGCUUUCGUUUCGGUACACGCUGCCAUCGGGGCAGGUCGUCGAGACGCAGGACUGGUACGACAUUGGCUCCCUCGCCCUCGUCCCAACCAAGAUGCAACGCAUCUGGGACCUUCUGCAGAGCAGCGGACGCAGCGACGACGUGUGGAGCCUCAACUUUACCAGCGCCAGCUCGUUCCCGCUCGCCCUGCCGCCAUUUGUGGCGACGGGUUGGAGGGAAGGUGCGUCGACGGUCCGAUGCGCUUCCGUCCAGGGCGUCAAUGCCAGGUUGCUCGACGGACUCUGCCAAGCCUUUUGUGCCGAGCUCGACAGUGAAGGAGGACGAGGGGAUGGUGGCAUGGGCAUGGGCAUGGGCAUGGGCAUGGGCUGGAAGGCCACGUUUGCGCUCGACUACUUCCACCAUCCACCUGGUCUCGUCGAGGCCCUCGUCGCCGCCAACUUUCGAUGA